AUGACAUUGUCUAGUUGGUGGAAAAUUUUCAAUAAAGAGUUGGGAAAAUGGAGAGAUGCCUUGGCAAAAGCGAGGGACAACCAUAGAAGCAGGCAAAAUCUUAGUAGGGAGAUGAUUCAAGCACAGAUGUGGUUUGGUGCAAUUGGGAAAGGCAAAAAAACUUUCAACCAUCAUGAAUGUUGGGAGGUGGUGAAAAAUUGCAAACGCUUUAGAAUUAUUCCCACGAGUCCCCCCGUUAUGUUAAACGAGACGCCACUCCAUAAUUCAACGACAUCGGAUUCACCUCUCGAUUCCCCUAUGAGUCAAGAUUCACCCAUCAAAAAGGAGCCGAGGCCCAUUGGCCGAAAGGCUGUGAAGGCGAAGAAAUGGAGUAAUUCUAGCACUAAUACAUCAAAAAAUUUGGAGGAAAUUGCAAGGCAGACUGCCAUAAGAAUUGAAAUGUGGAGAAGAAACACCAAGAGAAUGAGAUGGCAAUUCGAGCAUAAUAUUUACAAGAAAGGGAGUAUUUGCGCAAACAACACAUUGAGAAGACGGAUCGGGAAACCAUGGCCAUGGAUACAAGGCAUAUGUCCCCUGAAACCAAACAAUUUUGGAAGCUAG
This is a messenger RNA of Prunus armeniaca (apricot), 600 nucleotides long. NCBI's taxonomy places the organism in Eukaryota, Viridiplantae, Streptophyta, Magnoliopsida, Rosales, Rosaceae. The record is from the annotation of a GenBank genome assembly.